Messenger RNA from Trichoderma reesei QM6a, 1695 nucleotides. RefSeq lists its product as uncharacterized. Gene Ontology annotation, molecular function: mRNA binding. The transcript has 3 exons. Gene Ontology annotation, biological process: regulation of RNA metabolic process; regulation of gene expression. Gene Ontology annotation, cellular component: nucleus; cytoplasm. Bases 1 to 1428 code for a protein of 475 amino acids. NCBI's taxonomy places the organism in Eukaryota, Fungi, Ascomycota, Sordariomycetes, Hypocreales, Hypocreaceae. The record is from RefSeq and is a predicted model, not a curated record.
AUGUCUACCUCACCCCCACAACCGACUCAAUCGGCCAAGCGCCCUCUUGAAGAACCCUCCUCGCCCUCCCGAGCGACGGACCAGCCCGAGGCCAAGCGACCAGCCCUGGACAAGACGUCCAAGAGCGAUGAAGAGACGGAAAAGCUGGACCUCCCGCCUGAGCUGCCUGUUGAGUCCGAGGAGGAACAAAACGGCGAGGACAAUGCCAAUGCCAAUGGCGUCGCCGGUACCGAGUCAUCUGUCACCGCAACCGAGACGGGCACCGACGUCAAGGCCACCCCCACUGUAGCAAUCUCGACGGCAUCUUCCUCCGCCGUGGCCGCCUCGGCUGCCGCUCACGACGAGAGCUCAUGGAUCCAUAUUCGAGCAGUCAUCUCUAGUCCGGAGGCUGCCACCAUCAUCGGCAAGGGCGGUGAGAACGUGUCCAACAUUCGGAAAAUGUCCAAUGCCAAGUGUACCGUCAGCGACUAUCAAAAGGGGGCCGUCGAGCGUAUUUUGACAGUUAGUGGCAUCGUUGAUGCAGUUGCCAAGGCCUUUGGUUUGAUUAUCCGAACACUGAACAACGAGCCCCUCACCGAGGCGUCCACUGCCUCUUCCAAGACCUAUCCCCUCCGCCUCUUGAUCCCCCACAUCCUGAUCGGUUCCAUCAUUGGCAAAGGCGGUUCUCGUAUCCGAGAGAUCCAGGAGGCCUCUGGCGCGCGGCUCAAUGCUUCGGACUCUUGCCUCCCCAUGUCGAGCGAGCGCUCCCUCGUGGUGAUGGGCGUUGCCGACGCCGUGCACAUCGCGACGUACUAUGUCGGCAGCACUCUGCUCGAGCAGCUCAACGAGCGAUUCGGCGGACCGGCCGCGUCCGCAUAUGCGACCAGGAGCGGUGCUCCCGUGGGAUCCAUUCCCGGCGGAAUGCAGGUCGUGCCCUACAGCCCGCAGCCGGCAUCGGGACACUACGGGCGUGCGGAGAACUACGGCCGGCACCAGGAACGCCGACCUCACCACAUGCCUCCGGCGCCGUAUCCCCAGCCGUACGCCCACGGCGCCCCUCACGGCACCCCGGCCAUGCCCAUGCAGUACGGAGCGGGCCAGCCUGCCGCCUAUGGAGCGGCCGCGCCUCACGUGCAGCCUCACAUGGCGCCUCACACCGGUCCCCAGGCGCACGGUGCCCCCCAGGGCCAGCCCAUGCACGCCGGCAUGCCCGGCGGCCCCAUCACGCAGCAAAUCUACAUCCCCAACGACAUGGUUGGCGCCAUCAUCGGCAAGGGCGGACAAAAGAUCAACGAGAUACGGCAGAUGAGCGGCAGCGUGAUUAAGAUUAACGAGCCUCAGGACAACAGCAACGAACGGCUAGUGACGAUUACGGGCACGGAAGAGUGCAAUCGCAUGGCGCUUUACAUGCUGUACUCUCGACUUGAAUCGGAAAAGCACCGCGUUUAACCACUUACAGCGGCGACGAUGGACGAGGCAAGCCGAUGCAAGACGAGGCAAGGAAAAUUGGGUUGGGAUCAACUGACGCACUAUGUAACGCGCUGAGAGGUGGGGGGGUCAAUGGCCAUUGCGGUAUGGCAGCAACGGAUACUUGAAACUUUUCUAUUUUUUUUCCUCUCUUGUUCUCGAUUUCUUUUAUCUCUAUUCUGAUUUCAUUUCGCUCUUGUCUCCUCAGUCAUUUCUUUGGCAGUCUAGAAAUGGAACUUCUCUAUCGUG